UUGGUUGUAGCAGUCGUAGCAGUAAAAUGAGUAGCAACAAGAACAUGAGUCGCCGCAUGAAAUGGAGCUUGGAGUCAUCAAAGAGCAAUCGGGUAGCUAUCAGUGGUGGAGACUUGGCCUGUCCCCCAGCCUACAGCACAUCCAGCUCAAUUUCAAACAGCGAAGUGACCAAAAAAACUGACACCAGUCACCUGAUCAAGAAGAAGUCAUGGGAAUUAGCUCUGGCCCCACUGAAGCAAGUCCCAAUGAACCUAUUCAUCAUGUACAUGGCUGGAAAUUCCAUAUCAAUAUUCCCCAUAAUGAUGGUUGGAAUGUUGUGCAUGAGGCCCAUUCAGGCUCUCUUCUCCAUCAAUAGCACCUUCAAAUUAGUUGAAGAUUCCAGUGCUGCUGCCCAAAAACUAGUCUAUCUUCUGGGAAAUUUUAUCAACAUUGGUCUAGCACUGUACAAGUGUCAGAGCAUGGGUCUUUUACCAACACAUUCCAGUGAUUGGCUCGCUUUCGUUGAGCCACAAACGCGUCAAGAGUAUCUAGGAGGUGGUAUAAUGCUAUCAUAGAAAUUUGAGAUUAUGGAAUUUAUUUAAUAAUAAAAUAGUAAUUUACAUAUGGAA
Molecule: messenger RNA, 608 nt
Organism: Nicrophorus vespilloides
Lineage: Eukaryota; Metazoa; Arthropoda; Insecta; Coleoptera; Silphidae
Gene: EMC4
Product: ER membrane protein complex subunit 4
Exons: 3
Coding region: 27-554 (175 amino acids)
Biological process (GO): protein folding in endoplasmic reticulum
Cellular component (GO): EMC complex
Source: RefSeq, a predicted model, not a curated record